Monosiga brevicollis MX1 is the source of this 753-nucleotide messenger RNA. RefSeq lists its product as uncharacterized. Gene Ontology annotation, molecular function: structural constituent of ribosome. The transcript is spliced from 3 exons. Gene Ontology annotation, cellular component: mitochondrial small ribosomal subunit. Gene Ontology annotation, biological process: mitochondrial translation. The record is from RefSeq and is a predicted model, not a curated record. Bases 1 to 753 code for a protein of 250 amino acids. NCBI's taxonomy places the organism in Eukaryota, Choanoflagellata, Craspedida, Salpingoecidae.
AUGGCGACCAAGAUGAUGGCGGCCGCGGCUUGUUCCGGGGUGCGGGGUGUGGUGAUGGGUGUGGGGCGUCGGGUGUCGGUGUCGGGGUUGAUGGUGCGGGCCGUGGCGGCUCGGUGUCACAUGAGUGUGGGUGCGAAGCGGGGGGGUGCCGUGUUUCCCGCCGUCCCUUCGGGCGUCUCGUUUCAGCUCACGGGCAUGCAGCAGACUGACGACGACAUUAGCCUCGAGCGCAUGAAGAAGCCCACCAACCUCGUUGAUCCCGUCUCAUUUUCAUCGAUUCGGCGCUCGCAGUGCAAGGUGGCACAGCUCGGUCUCGAGCCGCCGGCCGCUGCAAUCCUCAAGGAGAUUGCUGAUAAUCGCUACAAUGCCAACAAGGAUGAGCUGCGUCUAGUGUCCAGCCGUUAUCCUUCACGCGAAAUGAACCGCCACCAUGUCCAAGAGGUGCUCAAGCUCCUCAUGCUGGAAUCCAUGGUUGACAAACAAGUGCGACAGAACCGCUCCGAUUUUUCAUUGCAAGGGAGAGGAAAAUACAAGCCAAAGCCAAAAGCCAAAGCCAGAACCAUCACGCGACAAGCAAGAAGCGCAAUCGUUCAUACCACCAGCGCCUUCAAGCACAAGGACCGGAUCUGUCGAGCUCGAGUCGUUCAAGCCGCCACCAAUUUCAAGCAUGCCCUCGACGGGAUCCGUCGAAGAUUCCCCGUCUGCAAAGUAUUCGAGAACGGCGAUCAGGAGGCAUUAAAACUUCGUAACUGA